Messenger RNA from Apus apus (common swift), 17672 nucleotides. RefSeq names its product acetyl-CoA carboxylase alpha (gene ACACA). Gene Ontology annotation, biological process: fatty acid biosynthetic process. The record is from RefSeq and is a predicted model, not a curated record. The coding region runs from base 8390 to 15259 and encodes 2289 amino acids. NCBI's taxonomy places the organism in Eukaryota, Metazoa, Chordata, Aves, Apodiformes, Apodidae. Gene Ontology annotation, molecular function: acetyl-CoA carboxylase activity; metal ion binding; ATP binding. The transcript is spliced from 54 exons.
AUUCAGUCUUUUUACCCCCUCUGUGCCAAAGAUAACCCAAAGACUCAACUUCCUAUCUAGGUUUGGCUUCAAAUGUUUUUGUUGUGCCAAGACAUCUUCCUGCAUUCUGUUUCAAAAUGAUCUCUUGUAUGUUUCUUUGUAUCAAAACCUUCUGUUUUCCAUCGGUUUUAAUGAAAUAUAUGUGCCUAAAUUCCUUGAGCACCUUUCAGACACCUCAGCUGUUGAGUGUUGUGAUGGGCUUGCUUGUAUUGCCUCUCUUGUCCCAGCUUUCAGAAAACUGAUGUGCUGACUGAGAUCUUCAUGGUUGUGUAGGUGUUUCAGAUGGGCUGUUUUUGUUGAGGACAAAGACUUUACUUGCUUCUUUUGUCUUUGUAUGGGAUUUGCUGCUUUCUAUGUAACCAAAGAAUUGGCAGGACCCUGGGUAAGAUCAAUGACUCCGUAUCAUUUGGAAUGAUUUUUGCUUUGGAUAGAGAAAAUUUUGAUGAUAGUUAAAGAAAAGAUUGAUAUUCUGCUAAGUGGUGAUAAGGCUUAAUAUGGUAGUUGCUGCUGCAGCUCAGGGAGAUGUUGGUCUCACAGCUGGGAGAAGGGCUGUUUCACUCCUGCUCCUAAUUUUUUGUGGCUCAAAUGAACUACCAAGUUGGGAUUUUGAGAUCAUGGUGUUAAUAUUGCUUGUCAAAACGCCCCUUUAGUUUUCCAGUGUUGCUGAGUUGCAUGCCCCUGGUGGGAUGUGUCCAUGGGACCUUCUCUGUUACAGGCUUGGUGUCUCGUACUGCUCAGUGUGUUCACAGGUCACAGUUUCUCUGUGUCUGAUCAGUCUUGCUUCACUCUUCCAUGUCCCCUUCAUUUAUCUCCCAUCUUCCAGGAGGUCCAGUGCCCAGAGCUGUACACAGUGCUGUACUUGAGGCCUGGUCAGUGCUGGGUACUGACUUAUCACUGACAUCUUCCAGCUGGAUACAACUUAACACCUUUUAUGUCUGCUAGUUCCUUACAAAUAGGUUCUGAUUGUUCUGAUGCCUUUCAGCCUCAGGUUCUCCCAGGACGUCCUCCCAGUGAUCAGAAACAAAUCUCAAAGAGAUUUCUCUUGAUUUACUUUUUCUGCCUGCCUUUUUAAAUGUGUCAUCCCAUUCCAGGAACAUACAAGACAGUCUGAAUCCCACUAUAGUUUUUACUGAGCAAUUCCUCACUAUCUUUGUUGUGUUGCUUUUGAAGAAAUGGUUCCAAAAAGGUUCCUAACUUUUACUGACCAGCAGUAGAUGUUUAAACGACCAGCUAAUCCUUUCAGCUUGUUCUCCUGUUUUGCUGGGUUCUUUGCUUGUGUAGAUGAAAGAAUUUUAAUCUGUCCUUUUAUGGGUGCUUUCCUUCCCACUUCGGGGAGACAAUCAGGAAACAAAUUGUAGCAGACUCUUGGGGUUGGGGCAGAAGGGAGAUAGUCCCUGCCUGACUGAAUUGUUAAGGUUAUACUGAUGGGCAUGUUUAGCCAGCUGGCAGUGGUAAAACAGGUGUAAAAUCUUAAUGCAAAUUACAAGGGGAUUACCUUUCCAGUGACUGCCAGUUGUAACAAUUUGGCAGCACAAAAGGCAAGUUUGAAGCAGGAAAAGAUCUAGCCCUGUAACUGCAUACAUUUUAGGGACAGAAGAAAUUGAAUGAACACACAAUGGGAGAGCAAGAAAAUCAAGCAACUUCUAGGACAUUGCCUGACAUCUGAGAGCUGUAAUGCAAUAGGUGUGCAACCUUGACCACCUCUGUUGUAACUUGCUUACUUUGGCAUCCUCUUUGGAGGGUACUUGACUUUCAGUUAAACUGGAGUGAAAUGCCAAUUCAAAUAAAAAUGUUACGGCAUUAUGGGCUGUUUUUCUAAGAUAAAGUAAGAUGAAUUGAAAGAGUUUUCCAGGAUGGCAAUCCCUUUCACCAAAAGAUUUCCAAAUCAUGUUUACAGAUGGAGAAACUGAGACAAAGACAAGUUCCAACAACUUGCCUGAAGUCACUCUGUGACAGUGAGUUAAUGGAACACAGGUAUUCUUGCUUCCAGCUUCCUUUUGGUAAUCACAAGGGUACAACACUUUCUGAAGUGACAAAGAGAAAUUAUUGGGGAGUUCAGAACAGUUUGACUAACGGGUCAAGCAAGGUGUGGGUCCAAGGGAGUGUGUCUUUCUGAAGAAGUUGCCAAAAAUCUUUCCAUUUGCUGGUUAGUUUCACACAGGAAAUUUUGGCCAGCUAAAGACAGAGCUUGUAUUUGAGGUGAGGGGCUUGCUGCAGAGAAGUCCUUCUCAGGGAACAAUUGUGUCUAAAAUCCAGAAAUCAUUCAGCUGAAAAAGGCUUUGGGAUUGUACCUGAACUAUCCUUUUACUCUUUGUAGAGCAUGGCAAGUAGUAAUUUUGUUGCUCUGAUUGUAAGAGAAAAGAGAUUUCUCACAGCACAGGACAGCUGGGAAGCAGGGGUGUCAGCCAUCUGAUCUACUUGUUUUUUCUUCUUGUGUUCUCUGUGACAGAGGUUUAGAUAGUAAAACUUUUUUUUUUUCCUCUAAACCUCUUUUUGUUCCUUUGGGGAGAUUGACUGUAAGACUGUCUAGUCCAUCCCGUAAUAUUCAGUGUCAGUGGUUGUUUGCACCUUUGUGCAACAGCUGUUCCAGCACUUAUCUUUACAUCCCAAGCAGAUUUUCAGCCCUCUGGGGAGCACUGUGUCAAUAUUAAAAUGACUUUGAUAAUUAGAAAGGCUCUUCCUUGGUCAUCAGCUCUCCUGAACUGUCAUGUUCAUGCCACUUUAUAGCAAACAAGCUCAUUCUAGUAGAGGCCAAAUGAGCUGUGUUUGUGAAAGAUGCUCAAGCCUGUGAUGCUGGGGGGAGGUCUCGUGGCAAUUGUGCCUCACAUAAAAUCUGGUUGCCCUUUGCUAAGAGACAUUGCUGCUUCCCCUUUGCUCUUAGACCCCUGUAAAAAGCAACAUCCCAUUGCCAGUUCACGAAGCACAGGGAGGCCAGUUGACUGACUGGUAUGUGUUCAGUACCUGAGAGCUGGGGAUGUCCUGUCUGAGCUGGAGGUGUCCUGUCUGAGCUGGAAAACAUGCUGAGCCUUAUCGCACAAGGCGCUGCGAUCGAUACAUCCUGACCCAGCCUCGGGCAGGGUGUUUCUGCCAACUCCUGCUUCUUCAUUGGGGCGUGCAGGGGGUGUGUGCCAUGCUAUCCCCUUAUUGAUCCUGUUAAGUGUUGCCAAAGACAGUCUUUCUGGGACAGGUUGUACACUAUAGGCUUCCAUACCACUAGAGAUCUAUGAAGACCUUUGGUUGUGCCAGUUGGCUACUGCUGUGUAGGAUUGAGAAAGCCAGGCUCUGAUAAUGAACUUUAAAAUUGGUGUGUGGUGCAUCAGCACUUAACAGGAAUUUUGUGUUGGAACAGUUAACCGUGCAGAUUAAAAUGUUCUGAAGUCUUUUCAUGCUUGUAGUUGUGCUUUAUUUAAAGAGUAUUAGUAAUAAAAAUAAUGUAAAUGUCCUCCUCACUCCCUUAGUUAUAGCCUCUAACAUUGGAAACAAGUGUUUGUAAGGAGAAUAUUCUGCUUGUGUACAGUCUACGUCAACAAUUUACUUUUUUGUGUUUUGAACCUUUAGAUAUUGAACUAAACAUACUAUUUAUUUUUUUUUAAGUCUUUUUGCUUCCAGGCAUAGUUGUGUUGUCUUUGAGUUCAGAAAUUUCCAUCAGCACUUCCAAAGGCAGUAGUCCUAUUGGGAUACAGUUAUUGCUUGUUGUGUAGUGAGGUGUUAGUUGCUGUGCUCCUUUCUGAAGUUUUAGGCAUAGAUUAAAUAACUUCUCUAUAAAUACCACUUGGAAAGUACUUUGGGUCUGUUGGUUUCGUUCAAGAAAUUGUUCUUGACUAUUGCUAAAUUUAAUUCCAAGCUUCAAAGAUGGCAUCUUGUGUCAGAUUCUUUUUUAAAAUAGAUUAAAUCCUUCUUGUCUUCUGGUAUUUAUACAUCAGGGCUCUGGUUUCAUAAGCAAUGAAAUGGGUGGAUGAAAUCACCUGACAAUCCACUUGCAUCAACUGAAAGCCAAAUUUUUUGGAAGCAGCUCAGCUGUUACUGCUGACACUAAGCCCGCAGAGGCUUUAGCCCUUAGUGCCUAAUAGCAUUUGGACUUCUCAGUAAGUAACCUCAAUAAAUUAUUGAAAUCCUAAAGAAGAACUCAUCAUCUAUCCAAGUAAUUUUGGAAGAACACCUCGAUUUUAGCCAGGACAGUACUGUGUGAACACACUCAGCCUGGCACUGGGACAGGAUGUCUGCUUAGAAACCGGAGGUAGAGUAAGUGCACAGAGUGCUGAAAGAAAUAAAGGAUCCUUUUGAGCUUGUUUAGAAUUAAAAAAAAAUUCCAGUCCAGCUGUUUGUGGUUAGGAGGUCACACUAUGGAGCAUUGAUCUUAUAAAAUUACGAGUGCUGCUGUAAGUUUAUGCACAGCUUUGUGCAGAGAAAUAGCAACGUGUUCUAGUGUCUGCAAGGCUGAUAUUUUCACUGCCGUGUCCUGGGCUGGCCCAGCUGCACCAAAACGGAUUCCUCCUUUCCCAAGCGAUCCCUUCCCCUUCCCGGCUUUCUGUGUGCUCCCGGCUGUGGGGCUGCUGCUGGAGCUGAGGGCUCCUCCUCUUGCUCUGUUGUCUGUGCUCUCAGUUGCCAUGGAGCUGCUGAGGUUUUUGUGUAGGGCGACUGGCAUGGGUUUGCAUCUCACUACCAGAAGGCUGUUAAUGAAACUGGACUUGCAUGCUGCUUGCUGAGACGUUUUCCUUUGGGUAUGAUCAAUUGCUGUUGGCUCAGAGAUAGGGGAGAGUGACAUUGUCACAUGUUUCCACAAGUUAUUGAAGUAAAACUGUGCAUCUUCAAGGAACCCCUGCCAAAACAAAGGAUUUAGUUUUGUUACCACUACUGGCAGUGAGUGAGUGAUGCUGUGAUUUAUAUUUUGAACUUCAUCCACCUGGAGUGAAAAAUUUCAUUUCUUCCUGUAUCUGUUGAAAAAGAGAAAGCUUAUAAGGUGUUUUGGAUUCCCAGCUGUUUCUGGUUAUACUGAUAACCUGUGAGUUACAACUUUUUUCUCCUCCAAAAGCUACUCUGUUUAAUGAACAAAUAUGCUUUAAAGGACUUUUCAUCUGUAUGCCUCUCAAAAAUAGUGUUCUUAUUUUGGUGUAACAGAUAUUUUACUCCCUUUGACCUCAGUUAAUAUGGAAAGCAUCUCUAACUUCAGUAAUUUAUAAGGAGAUUUUGCGAAGAUUGGCUGGUCGAGAGACCACAGUGGUGACAGUGCUUACUUGCUUGUUUACCUGGUAUUUCUAAUUGAAAAGAUAAUGAUGAUUCCCAGCGGUGUCUGCCUUCAAGCCAACUGUUCUGUCUCUUUAAAUUCAGAGCCAAAAACUGCAUUUGACUAACUCCAGAUUGCUGCCUCCCAGUGCCUGUUGCCCAAGAUGUAGUGAACUAUUUACUCCAGCUGCAGAUUCUUCAUUGCUUGCUGGACCACAGAGAUGCUCACUCUUCCUCUGCCUCUUUGUGAAAUAAGUUGCAAGGACAGAUCUAAAACCAGAGCAGACCUUACAGACACUUCAACUGCCUUUAGUCCUGCCGCCCAGAUCAGAUAUAUGUUUGCAUCAGCACAUACAUAUUUACAAAACAUAAAGCCCAAAAUGAUGAUGAGAGCUGCCCUCUCUCCACACUCUUUACAGACUUAAUACAGAGGAGUAAAAAAGAAAUCCUUUCUCGAGGGGAGUGUGUGUGUGUGUAUGUGCUGCAGUCUCCUUCAGGCUGCCUUUCAAACAAGCCAGCUAAUGCAUCACUGCCUCUGGAAUAAGCUGCAACGUCACUGAUAGCACUUGGCAUGUUCCAGUGCUGGGAUCAAUGCAGGCUCCUGGCUGUGAUGUGCGUCAGGUACGUGUCCGCAGGGAAUGCUUUUCUUUCUUGGAGGCUACACCAGCAGGGAGCCAGGCAGGCUUCCCUUUUGUCUGACAGCAGGCCUGGAAUGCAGAGAGGGGGGUGGCUUCCGUGUGAUGCUUGCCAUUUGGGUUCUGAUAGUGUUACAUUUAGGAAGUUAGCUUUGUGGGGGGGUGUGUGUCUGUGAUGGUAAGUAUUGUAUCAGUGGGACACAUCCUUGUGUAGCCUAUUUUUGUAGGAAUGUUGUAGCAAAUCGUGUCUAUUUUUUUUCAUAGAGCAGUGAAUGCAGCUGAUAGAAGGCACAGUGAAUAUUUUUAACCAGUGCUGAAGCUGCUCCUCUAACAUCAAGCUGUGUGUAGCUGCAGGAUUUGUUUCCUUGCAGCUACAGAAACUGUUUGGAUUGGGGGCUGUGGGUGGGAUUUUUUGGAGCACAGGCAAAUAUUUGGGGAACUUUUCACAAAAACUGACAAGUAUAAUUUCAGUUAUACUGUGUAUAUAUUAUAGUAUCAAAUUAGGAUGAAAACCAAGGAAAUCUAAUGGAAUCAUAGAAUGUGCAAGUACUUUAUUUUUUAAAUGAUGGAAUAUUCCAUUUUCUAUAUGAAUACAUAUCCAAUAGAGUCACUGAAUGUCUGUUGGGUUUUGCUGGUCUUACAAAGUGAUGGCCAGAAGAGAAAGUGACCCAGAUUUUAUCAAUGUCUGUAGAUUCCUGAUUCUCUACCCUUAUGAUAGCUUGUUUGGAACUGGUGAAAUGGUGGGUUUGUGGAAGCCUGCCAGAAGGGAAGUAGAAGCCUGAAUAAUCUGGGAGAGCAGACCUCCAUGGCUGGGUGGGAGGAUGGGACCCAGAGUUUGCUUGGGUUGGCUGGGAGCAGGGAUCUGCACCACUGCUGGGUAAGUGGUGUGGCAGGAGGCCUCUUGAGAUGGAGCCAGUGCUGGAAAAUAUUUCAAUACCAGCUGCUUUUCCUUACAUACUUCUGUUUUAAAAAUGGGAAAUGUUCAAUGUACUUGAUAGUUGAGUAAUUCUUCAAAGUGGAAAUAAAGUCUGACGGGUGAGAGAGGCAUUUAGUUAUUAGGUAGAUUUAUAAUGUGUUUUUUUGGUUGUUUAAGCUCUGUUCUUUCCCUGCUGUCUCUCGUCACUGCUGUCUGGUCAAGAGAUUUCCACUGUUCUGCCUUCUUCACUGCCGCAGUGUGUCGCUGUCCCCUGUCCCCUCCUGCUGACAAUGCUUGAGGAAACUGGAUCUGCACAGAAUUGUUUGCCUGCACUUUAUCAGACACGUGGCACUUGCUGCUGGUUGUUGCUCAUGUUGCCUGCACUAUUCUUAGUUCCCUGUCUCCUGCCGUGACCUCACCUUGCCCUUUGGGGCUCAAGGUUGCACGUUGUCAUCAUCUUAAUAUGACACUUUUCCUUUGGAUACUGUUUUUGAGUGAUCCUCUCCUAGAUGACUGCAUGGCUUUUGCUCAGACUCUUGGAAUGUGUGUCUAUCAAAUAAAAGCUUUGCUACCUGGGUAUGGCUCUAUGCUAGGACAGACCCAAUGUCCUCAAAUUUAAAAAUGUAAUCUAGGUGCUGUGUCUAGUUCCAAUCCAGGUUUGAGCAUUGCUGUAGUUGUUGCCCUUGCUUAUCCUUUCCCUACCCCAAGAUUUGCCAUCUCUUUUUGCACGUGCUCGGUCCUGAGCACUUCCCUUUCUCCAGGGAUGUUGUUGGACUCUGCAAGGCUGCAGCACUUUGCUUGCGAGGACACUUAUUCUUGCAGCACUUGGAGUGAUCUCAUCUCUGCUGGAUAGGUGGAGAAACAGAGGCACAGAAAACUAAGUGACUUGUCCAGGCUCUCUCAGCUUCCAACCUGGUGUCCGGUGUGAUCUGUUGUCUUGUGUCUGGAUCACCACUGUGCUCUGUGUCUGUGCCUCUGACUUUCUUCUCCGCAGCCCUGGCAACGCUUUCCUUGUCACCUCCCCACCCACCGUGAAAAUCUGGCAUUAAAUCCCACAUGUUGCUUGAAUUCUUCGGGCGCUCUGGCCCCCGUAGUCGCUCCUUCGCUGCCGCCCAUCUGAGGAGGAGCUCUCCCGCUCCCGGCGUGUUGCUCGGCCAGCGGUGCGCGGCUUCCCGGGAUGCAGCGCCUGGGAAUCCCCGCAGCCUCGGCUACCUCCCUGGAUCCCGGGGCUGUGUGCUGAGCCUCAUUGCAUAACCUGCUGAUCAUUUUCUCUCUUUCUUGAUCAGCUGCUUUCCUCUGAAUGCAGAAGAGGGAAGCUGCUCCCCUCUCUCUGCAUGCUGCGUCACAGGAAGAGUGACUGGGAGAGAGGGCUGGUGGAAAGCAAGGGACAAAGGUUAAGAGAUUGAAGCAAUCUGGGAAGUGCCACUGCUUCAAGGAGAACCGCAUGAGUGCAAGAGGCUCUUUGCAGCUUUCUCCUGCUGGGCUUUGAGCUGCAAUAUUGAAAAUAAAAUAGCAGCAGCUACACUAGAUGAGUGAUAAGCAAGCCCGAAAUUGUUAAUUCCUUCACUGAGCCAGCAUGGAGGAUUCUGCAGAGCAGAGUCAGGAAAUGAGAUACCACAUGCUGCAAAGGCCCAGUAUGUCUGGUUUACACCUUGUAAAGCAAGGCCGGGACAGGAAGAAAGUUGAUGUGCAGCGGGACUUCACUGUGGCUUCUCCAGCAGAAUUUGUGACUCGUUUUGGAGGGAAUAAAGUUAUUGAAAAGGUCCUGAUAGCAAACAAUGGCAUCGCAGCAGUGAAGUGCAUGAGGUCCAUCCGGCGCUGGUCCUACGAGAUGUUUCGAAACGAGCGGGCGAUCAGAUUUGUUGUCAUGGUGACUCCUGAGGAUCUGAAAGCAAAUGCAGAGUAUAUUAAAAUGGCAGAUCACUACGUCCCAGUUCCUGGAGGACCAAACAACAACAACUAUGCAAAUGUGGAACUCAUUCUUGAUAUUGCUAAGCGGAUUCCAGUGCAGGCUGUGUGGGCUGGCUGGGGUCAUGCAUCUGAGAACCCUAAACUACCAGAACUUCUUCACAAAAAUGGAAUUGCUUUCAUGGGUCCUCCAAGCCAAGCAAUGUGGGCCUUAGGAGAUAAAAUUGCUUCUUCAAUAGUGGCUCAGACUGCUGGCAUUCCAACUCUUCCUUGGAGUGGCAGUGGUCUUCGAGUGGACUGGCAGGAAAAUGAUCUUCAGAAGCGUAUCUUGAAUGUUCCUCAGGAGUUAUAUGAAAAAGGCUACGUGAAAGACGCCGAUGACGGCCUGCGGGCUGCUGAGGAAGUUGGCUACCCUGUCAUGAUCAAGGCUUCUGAAGGAGGAGGAGGAAAAGGAAUCAGGAAAGUUAACAAUGCAGAUGACUUCCCCAACCUAUUUAGACAGGUUCAAGCUGAGGUCCCUGGCUCUCCAAUCUUUGUCAUGAGACUAGCCAAGCAGUCGCGCCACCUGGAGGUGCAGAUCCUGGCCGAUCAGUACGGCAACGCCAUCUCUCUCUUUGGCCGGGAUUGCUCCGUGCAGCGCCGGCACCAGAAGAUCAUUGAGGAAGCACCUGCCUCUAUUGCCACUUCCGUGGUGUUUGAGCACAUGGAGCAGUGUGCAGUGAAGCUUGCCAAAAUGGUGGGGUACGUGAGUGCAGGCACUGUGGAGUAUCUGUACAGCCAGGAUGGCAGCUUCUACUUCCUGGAGCUGAAUCCCCGCCUGCAGGUGGAGCACCCCUGCACUGAGAUGGUGGCUGAUGUCAACCUGCCGGCAGCACAGCUCCAGAUUGCCAUGGGGAUUCCCCUCCACAGAAUCAAGGAUAUCCGGGUGAUGUAUGGUGUGUCUCCAUGGGGAGAUACAUCUAUUGAUUUUGAGAACUCAGCCCACGUCCCCAGUCCACGCGGCCACGUCAUCGCUGCCCGUAUCACCAGUGAGAAUCCUGAUGAAGGAUUUAAGCCCAGUUCUGGUACAGUUCAGGAGCUGAAUUUCCGCAGCAAUAAGAAUGUCUGGGGCUAUUUCAGUGUUGCUGCUGCAGGAGGGCUUCAUGAAUUUGCUGAUUCUCAGUUUGGUCACUGCUUCUCUUGGGGAGAAAAUCGUGAAGAAGCCAUCUCAAACAUGGUAGUGGCUUUGAAGGAGCUGUCCAUCCGAGGGGAUUUCCGAACCACUGUUGAGUACUUGAUUAAACUGUUGGAAACAGAGAGUUUCCAGCAGAACCGCAUCGACACCGGCUGGUUGGAUCGGCUCAUUGCCGAGAAGGUUCAGGCUGAACGGCCUGACACCAUGCUGGGGGUGGUGUGUGGAGCUCUGCACGUGGCUGAUGUGAGCCUCCGAAACAGUGUCUCAAACUUCCUACACUCUCUAGAAAGGGGCCAAGUCCUGCCUGCUCAUACUCUGCUGAACACUGUGGAUGUGGAACUCAUCUAUGAAGGACGGAAGUAUGUGCUGAAGGUGACCCGACAGUCUCCCAAUUCCUACGUGGUCAUCAUGAACAACUCGUGUGUGGAAGUUGAUGUGCACAGACUGAGUGAUGGGGGGCUGCUCCUGUCCUAUGAUGGGAGCAGCUACACUACCUACAUGAAAGAAGAAGUGGACAGGUAUCGCAUCACUAUCGGUAACAAGACCUGUGUGUUUGAGAAGGAGAAUGAUCCCUCCAUUCUGCGCUCACCUUCGGCUGGAAAGCUUAUCCAGUAUGUGGUGGAGGAUGGGGGGCACGUGUUUGCAGGCCAGUGCUUUGCAGAAAUAGAGGUGAUGAAAAUGGUGAUGACACUAACAGCAGGAGAAUCAGGCUGCAUCCAUUAUGUCAAACGCCCAGGGGCAGUCUUGGAUCCAGGCUGCGUGAUUGCCAAGCUCCAGCUGGAUGAUCCCAGCAGGGUUCAGCAGGCUGAGCUGCACACGGGCGCUUUGCCGCAGAUCCAGAGCACAGCGCUUCGAGGUGAGAAACUCCAUCGCAUCUUCCAUUAUGUGCUGGAUAACCUGGUCAAUGUGAUGAAUGGGUACUGCCUGCCAGAGCCCUACUUCAGCAGCAAGGUGAAAGGCUGGGUGGAGCGACUAAUGAAGACACUGAGAGAUCCAUCUUUGCCUCUGCUGGAACUUCAGGACAUCAUGACCAGUGUCUCUGGACGGAUCCCACCCAAUGUAGAGAAGUCCAUCAAAAAGGAGAUGGCCCAAUAUGCCAGCAACAUCACAUCAGUCCUUUGCCAGUUUCCCAGCCAACAGAUUGCCAACAUCUUGGAUAGCCACGCAGCCACCCUGAACCGCAAGUCGGAGCGCGAGGUCUUCUUCAUGAACACACAGAGCAUUGUGCAGCUUGUACAGAGGUACCGCAGUGGUAUUCGGGGUCACAUGAAGGCUGUGGUGAUGGAUCUGCUCCGUCAGUAUCUGAAGGUGGAGACUCAGUUUCAGCAUGGUCACUAUGACAAGUGUGUCUUUACCCUUCGGGAAGAGAAUAAAAGUGAUAUGAAUGCUGUGUUGAACUACAUCUUCUCUCAUGCUCAAGUCACUAAGAAGAACCUGCUUGUUACAAUGCUCAUUGACCAGCUAUGUGGUCGUGACCCCACCUUGACAGAUGAGCUCAUUAAUAUUCUGACUGAGCUGACCCAGCUCAGCAAGACAACCAACGCUAAAGUGGCCCUGCGAGCACGGCAGGUUCUUAUUGCUUCCCAUUUGCCAUCCUACGAGCUGCGUCACAACCAGGUGGAGUCCAUCUUCCUGUCUGCUAUCGACAUGUAUGGACACCAGUUCUGCAUUGAGAACCUGCAGAAACUCAUUUUGUCUGAGACAUCCAUCUUUGAUGUGCUACCCAACUUUUUCUACCACAGUAACCAGGUGGUAAGAAUGGCAGCUCUGGAGGUGUAUGUUCGAAGGGCAUAUAUUGCCUAUGAACUAAACAGUGUCCAGCAUCGCCAGCUGAAGGACAACACCUGUGUGGUGGAGUUCCAGUUCAUGCUCCCUACCUCCCAUCCAAACAGAGGGAACAUCCCCACGCUAAACAGAAUGUCCUUCUCUUCCAACCUCAAUCACUAUGGGAUGGUCCAUGUAGCUAGUGUGAGUGAUGUACUGCUGGACAAUUCCUUCACUCCCCCGUGCCAGCGGAUGGGCGGGAUGGUCUCCUUCCGCACCUUUGAAGAUUUUGUCAGAAUCUUUGAUGAAGUGAUGGGUUGCUUCUGUGACUCUCCCCCCCAGAGCCCAACCUUCCCUGAAGCUGGCCAUGCUUCCUUGUAUGAUGAAGACAAGGCUGCCCGUGAGGAGCCCAUCCACAUUCUUAAUGUUGCUAUUAAAACUGACAGUGAUGUUGAUGAUGAUGGGCUGGCAGCCAUGUUCAGGGAGUUCACACAAAGCAAGAAAUCAGUCCUGAUUGAGCAUGGGAUUCGGAGGCUGACUUUCCUUGUAGCACAAAAGGACUUCAGGAAACAGGUCAACUAUGAGGUGGAUCAGAGAUUCCAUAGGGAGUUUCCAAAGUUCUUCACAUUCCGUGCCCGGGAUAAGUUUGAGGAAGACAGGAUUUACCGUCACCUGGAGCCAGCUCUGGCUUUCCAGCUGGAGUUGAACCGAAUGCGCAACUUCGAUCUGACUGCCAUUCCGUGUGCCAACCACAAAAUGCAUCUCUACCUGGGAGCUGCUAAAGUUGAAGUGGGAACAGAAGUGACAGACUACAGGUUCUUCGUGAGGGCUAUCAUAAGGCAUUCAGACCUGGUUACCAAGGAAGCCUCCUUUGAGUAUCUGCAAAAUGAGGGAGAGCGAUUGCUUUUGGAAGCCAUGGAUGAGUUGGAGGUGGCGUUUAAUAAUACCAACGUGCGCACCGACUGCAAUCACAUCUUCUUAAAUUUCGUGCCUACUGUCAUCAUGGACCCAUCUAAGAUCGAGGAGUCGGUGCGGAGCAUGGUGAUGCGCUACGGGAGCCGCCUGUGGAAGCUCCGCGUCCUCCAAGCCGAGCUGAAGAUCAACAUCCGCCUGACUCCGACUGGGAAGGCAAUUCCCAUCCGUCUCUUCUUGACCAACGAGUCAGGCUACUACUUGGACAUCAGCUUGUACAAAGAAGUGACAGACUCCAGGACAGGGCAGAUUAUGUUCCAGGCAUACGGGGAUAAACAGGGACCACUUCAUGGGAUGCUGAUCAAUACCCCAUACGUGACCAAAGACCUGCUUCAGUCCAAGAGAUUCCAGGCACAGUCUUUGGGGACAUCAUAUGUCUAUGACAUUCCUGAGAUGUUUCGGCAAUCUUUGAUUAAACUCUGGGAAUCUAUGAAUGAACAUGCAUUCCUGCCAACACCACCGCUGCCUUCCGACAUCCUAACAUACACUGAAUUGGUGCUGGAUGAUCAGGGCCAACUGGUGCACAUGAACAGGCUGCCAGGAGGAAAUGAGAUUGGGAUGGUGGCCUGGAAGAUGACUCUCAAGACCCCUGAGUAUCCAGAAGGCCGUGAUAUCAUUGUCAUUGGCAAUGACAUUACGUACCGGAUAGGUUCUUUUGGGCCUCAGGAGGACGUGCUCUACCUGAGGGCUUCAGAGCUUGCUCGAACACAAGGCAUCCCCCGUGUCUAUGUGGCUGCCAACAGUGGAGCCAGGAUUGGUUUGGCUGAGGAGAUUCGGCACAUGUUCCACGUAGCUUGGGAAGACCCAGAUGACCCAUACAAGGGAUACAAAUACUUGUACCUGACUCCUCAAGACUAUAAGAAAGUCAGUGCCCUCAACUCAGUUCACUGUGAGCAUGUGGAGGAAAAUGGAGAGUCCAGGUAUAAGAUAACAGAUAUUAUCGGAAAGGAAGAUGGACUUGGAAUAGAGAACCUCAGAGGAUCUGGCAUGAUUGCUGGAGAAACGUCUUUAGCCUACGAUAGUAUUAUCACCAUCAACUUGGUUACAUGUCGGGCAAUUGGAAUUGGGGCUUACCUGGUUCGGCUGGGGCAGAGGACUAUCCAGGUUGAGAACUCUCAUAUAAUCCUGACUGGCUGUGGAGCCCUCAACAAAGUGCUUGGACGGGAAGUUUAUACCUCCAACAACCAGCUGGGUGGGAUCCAGAUAAUGCACAACAACGGGGUGACACACAGCACGGUGUGUGAUGAUUUUGAAGGAGUCUACACUGUUCUGCAGUGGAUUUCCUACAUGCCAAAGAAUGUAUCCAGUCCUGUUCCUAUCCUCAAAGUCAAGGAUCCUAUAGACAGAACCAUAGACUUUGUUCCUACCAAAACUCCCUAUGAUCCUCGCUGGAUGUUGGCUGGACGCCCAAAUCCAAGCCAAAAAGGACAGUGGCUAAGUGGUUUCUUUGACAAUGGCUCAUUCCUGGAGAUCAUGCAGCCCUGGGCACAGACAGUUGUGGUUGGCAGAGCAAGGCUGGGAGGAAUACCUGUAGGAGUAGUUGCCGUAGAAACGAGAACAGUGGAGCUCAGCAUCCCUGCUGAUCCUGCAAACCUGGACUCAGAGGCCAAGAUAAUCCAGCAGGCUGGUCAAGUCUGGUUCCCUGACUCUGCCUUUAAGACUGCGGAGGCUAUCAAGGACUUCAACAGAGAAGGGCUGCCUCUCAUGGUCUUUGCUAACUGGAGGGGCUUUUCUGGUGGAAUGAAAGACAUGUAUGACCAAGUGCUCAAGUUUGGUGCCUACAUUGUGGAUGGCCUGAGGGAGUAUCGUCAGCCCGUGCUUAUUUACAUCCCACCCCAGGCAGAGCUGAGGGGAGGAUCCUGGGUUGUGAUUGACCCCACCAUCAAUCCUCGUCACAUGGAGAUGUACGCGGACCGAGAGAGCAGAGGAGGAAUCCUGGAACCCGAGGGGACAGUGGAAAUCAAAUUCCGCAGGAAGGAUUUGGUGAAGACGAUGCGGCGCGUGGACCCCGUCUACAUCCGCCUGGCUGAGCGGCUGGGUACCCCCGAGCUGAGCGCUGCCGACCGGAAGGAGCUGGAGACCAAGCUGAGGGAGCGGGAGGAAUUCCUGAUUCCCAUCUACCAGCAGGUGGCCAUGCAGUUUGCUGACUUGCACGACACACCCGGCCGGAUGCAGGAGAAGGGAGCCAUCACUGACAUUCUAGAUUGGAAAACUUCCCGUACUUUCUUCUACUGGAGAUUAAGACGUCUUCUUCUGGAAGAUGUGGUCAAAAAGAAGAUUCAUGAUGCCAACCCUGAGCUGACUGAUGGGCAGAUCCAGGCUAUGCUGAGACGCUGGUUUGUAGAAGCUGAAGGGACAGUGAAGGCCUACCUGUGGGACAGCAAUAAGGACCUGGUGGAGUGGCUGGAGAAACAGCUGACGGAAGAAGAAGGCGUUCGCUCCGUUGUGGAUGAAAACAUCAAGUACAUCUCCAGGGACUACAUCCUCAAACAGAUCCGGAGCCUGGUCCAGGCCAAUCCGGAGGUUGCCAUGGAUUCCAUAGUGCACAUGACCCAGCAUAUAUCACCCACCCAGCGAGCUGAGAUCGUGAGGAUCCUCUCCACAAUGGACUCGCCUUCUUCAACAUAAGAACAUUGAUUUCCCACACUCCCCUCUGCCCGGUACAGUGGAGGAAAAAAAAAAGCAGCUCAGAAUUGCCCUUUGCUUGACUGUGACCACUAUACCAAGACGGGGAGGCUCAGGGAAACACUGGCAGAGUGACAUUUUUAUUUUUUCAAAUCAAGACUGACCAGAGGAAGCGUGUUCUUUGGCUGGAGACACAAGGAAAAUGUAUAAACACAAGCGCCUGCAGAACUGAGUUACAGCUGUCUAACUACCUUAUUUAUUUAACAAAGCAUGACUGGACCAAGGCAGCGGUUUGCUGUUCGGCUGCCACCCGAGCGCUGCAGCCAGGCAAUGAAGGGUGCUGCAGCACCCUGAGCUCUGGCAGUAGCAGAGCAGGGGCUCAUUUAAAUUACACCCCUGUGCCCCUGCCUACUUCUCUGUUCCCAUCCCUACUGACAAGUGCCAACAUCACCCCCUGCGAGAGAGCGGCUGCAGCCGAGGAUGGGCUCUGCCUCCCUGGAGUGGGUGGGAGCUCAAGGUCCUCCCACCUGGCUCGAGCCCCUCAUGAUCAGCCCUCCUGUCCCUGUCAGCCUGGUGCUGAGCUCUAUUUCAAAUGUCUCUUGUUACUUACAAGUAGAGGAAAAACAGUGUGUAAGCCAGGGUGGCCAGGGCUGUCCCUGUGCCUCAGGGGAGGCUGCAGGGAAGGCUCCGGAGAUUCCCAGCACUGUGAAGGUGGCUGUGGUAGGAUUUUGGAAGCUAAAUCCCUGCUUGCUUUGCCUUUGUGCCCAAUUGCUGUGCAACAGGUCAGUAAACUGUGUGAAAGACCCUUCUAGGAAGAUGUAAGAGGCCAAAACGCAGCUGCUCUUCCUUCCCUAUGUAUUUUGGGGAUAACAGAUGUGGGGCAGCCCCACUGCUGUGUAUCCCCCACGUCAGUGCUAAUGCCUUUCAUGUGAGUAGGUAAUUGGAGACAGUGUUUGCCAGGGUAAAGGAUGGAGUCAAGUACCCUGAUGGGGUUAGAGCUGUGAAAGGAAACCUCAGCCUGAUACAGCUGAGCAAAGCUUCCCUCCAUCACCCACCUGUGUGCCAGAGCUGGCUCCAGCAGAGCUGCCUGUGCUCUGUGUGUGGUCAGGAGGGAAGACAGAAAUGUAAGAAAGGUUUAUUUUGGUAUUUCCCUGCCUUAGCACCAGCUGACUUCUGUAGCCAUUCCAAUGGGUGCUCUUUGCAGCCAGUGAGGAUUAAUUGUCUUCAGUUUGGCCAGUGAGCACAGCGCCGGCACUGAGCCAGGCUGCCCAGGUCGGAGGGGUGGCAGCAGUGCAGGGCACUACAGGCUGACCCAGCCCAGGUCCCUGGUUUAUUCCUACACUUUUUUAUUUUCAUGGGCUUCCUGACCAUGAUCAAAGAUGAGAGGAGAUGAAACUCUGAAGGGAAGCACAGUCAAACCCUAAGCCACAGAUCCUGGGAUGGAACUUGGUAUAAGCAGUACUGGAGAGCUUUCACCAAUGAUUGGCUUUAAAGUAUUUCAGAUUUUACAAUUCCUUUUCUAGUAGAGCAUGACUCAGAAGGGAUGUUUUUAUGAGAGAAGUAAUUAAUGAUGAUGCCAGUGCCUCACACCUGUAUCGUUUCCUUCUGCACUGCAACACAGCCCCUUGUGUGUGGUGCCAGAGCUCCUGUGAGAUCCCAGUGCUCCUCCCCAGUGACCAGCAGCAGCACUGCAGCCCUGCCUGUGGCCAGCGGAGCAGUGUCCUCCAAAGGACUAGCUUUUUUGUAAUAGUUAAGAACCCUAAUUUGAUUUAAAAGACAUUUUUCCCGCUAGAGCUCCCUGAACAAUCCCCAAAGAUGCUUUUACUUAUGCUGAUGAGGGCCACAGCAGGACAGAGAACAUCUCAGCCAGACAGGACCAUUCUGGGGCAUCGUGGCAUGGGUGAUUCGUCAGGUUCCUCCUCUGUUGUUACCAGGAUUUCCUACAUGGUGGUGUCAUAGAUCAAUCCCUUAUCCCAGACGUCUGCAGGUGUUACAGGAAAGAUCCCUGUGCCCGAUCCUUCUGCUGGGGGUGGGAGCUGUUGCUGCCAAAGUCUCUUCCCUGCUGGGCAAGAGCAGACCCCCUGUUUCACUGUUACAAGCGCCAAGUUCGGCGCCACUUAAUUAGGGGGUAAAGUAGCUCCAAAGAAAGCCCAGCUGUAGUUAACGCUGGAGCUGGUCCAAGUCUGGCACUGGCCCUGGGAGCCCUGUGGAAGUCAGUCCUGGUGGGAGCAUCAUGGCAGUGUCACCAGUUGCUGUCCCAGCCCCAGUGGUCGCAGCAGCACUGGUGCUGCAGGCAUCCAGGUUGGUUACCACGGGGCAGGGAUGGUGGAGAAACCACCCUCUGUUCGUACGGUUCUCGCUGGUGCUGAAGUAUUUCAUUUACCUCAAUUUCUUUUAAUAAAAAGAAUGAGUUACA